UGACGGCGUUGGCGAGACCUCGGAGCCGGGAUUAAGAUGGCGGCAGCGAUUUGCGGCAGCAACAGAGUUCGCUUUCUGGUGGAUGGGCUCUUUCGCAGCUGCGUGGCCAUCGUGACCGGCGGCGGCACGGGCAUCGGCAAGGCCAUCACCGCCGACCUGCUGCAGCUCGGAUGCAAUGUUGUCAUUGCCUCUCGCAAAUUUGACCGAUUAAGUGCUGCAGCAAAAGAACUGGCUGACAAAAUUCCUCAAACAAAUUCUGCCCAGGUGACCCCUAUACAGUGCAACAUUCGCAAAGAGGAGGAGGUAGAGGCCCUGGUGAAAUCAACACUGAAGCUUUAUGGUAGGAUAGAUUUCUUGGUCAACAAUGGAGGAGGCCAAUUUCCUAGCCCAGCAGAAGCAAUCAGCUCAAAAGGCUGGAAUGCGGUCAUUGAAACCAACUUGACUGGAACAUUCUACUGCUGUAAAGCAGUGUACAAUGCUUGGAUGAAAGAUCAUGGAGGUGCUAUUGUCAACAUUGUGGCUGAUAUGUGGAAAGGGUUUCCUGGAAUGUCGCACACAGGUGCAGCAAGAGCUGCAGUUGACAACCUGACCAAAUCCUUUGCCAUUGAGUGGGCCCACAGAGGUGUGAGAAUUAAUGCCGUUGCCCCGGGAGUGAUAUUUUCAGAAACAGCUGCUUCAAAUUACAAGGAUGGCGAAGAACUAUUUAUGUACAGCAUUGAAAAAAUUCCUGCAAAACGAUUAGGAGUUCCAGAAGAGGUAUCUUCUUUGGUGUGUUUCCUGCUUUCUCCGGCUGCCUCCUUUAUAACUGGAGAAACUGUGAAAAUUGAUGGUGGACAGAGCCUCUACAGUUCUGUUUGGAAAGUUCCAGAUCAUGACAGGUGGCCACCUGCUCCAGAUGGAGAUAAUGCCAAAGCACUCAAGACCAUUCUUUCAAGAAAACCUUCGUCAAAACUAUAAAUUUUAAAAUGGGGCUAUUCCCUUUUGUUCCUGUUGAUGGAGAAAUGGUGCCUUUCAGUAAUUUACUGCAAUAUUAAGAAACUCUGCCCCUUUGAGGUUAUAAAUAUGUAUUUCAGAUG
Varanus komodoensis (Komodo dragon) is the source of this 1076-nucleotide messenger RNA. It is a transcript of the gene PECR, whose product is annotated as peroxisomal trans-2-enoyl-CoA reductase. Lineage: Eukaryota; Metazoa; Chordata; Lepidosauria; Squamata; Varanidae. Gene Ontology annotation, cellular component: peroxisome. Gene Ontology annotation, molecular function: trans-2-enoyl-CoA reductase (NADPH) activity. The record is from RefSeq and is a predicted model, not a curated record. Bases 37 to 957 code for a protein of 306 amino acids. The transcript has 8 exons. Gene Ontology annotation, biological process: phytol metabolic process.